Pestalotiopsis fici W106-1 is the source of this 2379-nucleotide messenger RNA. RefSeq lists its product as uncharacterized. The transcript has a single exon. The record is from RefSeq and is a predicted model, not a curated record. NCBI's taxonomy places the organism in Eukaryota, Fungi, Ascomycota, Sordariomycetes, Amphisphaeriales, Sporocadaceae. The coding region runs from base 1 to 2379 and encodes 792 amino acids.
AUGUAUAGUCGAGGCCAAACUGCUGACUCUGGACCUAGAUUUAGUAAAACUGAGGAAGACGACGGUGACGAUGGCGUGCUUAGCCCGCCGCCUUCCAGCUCAGUCUCUAGUGUUGACCCGGCCAUGCUAGGCGAUGAGAUUGUGGUUGGCACCGGUAAUGGGACUACAACCGCUAAUGGCGACAAAUCAUCACCCUUGCAAGUCACUUCAGAUAAGGAAGAUGUCGAAAUGGCUGAAGCAGGUAGCGAAGCAGCAGCCUCACAUUAUCCUAAGCGCAAACGCGCCUCGAUGUACGACAAUCUUGGUGAAGACAAGCUCGAGGUAGGCUUGGCUGCUGCUACAGAUGAUGCAAAUUCCGCUGCCCGACAGGCGAAACAGCCCCGCGUUGGUGGUCAUCCUGGACAAGUCAUGAAGGGAAUACUUCUGGGUUAUUGGAGAGACUCGCCUGUACCCAACGAAGCUAAGAAGCACGCCGUGAUUGGAUUUCCGGAUGUUCGUGAUAGACUACGGACUCGCAUUCAGCCCUUUACCCGUACUGGGGAGGCUAUCAAUGGACGACUGUUUCCGAUACCCCCUGGCCCUGGCGGAAGCUGGACAACAUUUGACCGUACAGUCUUUGAGGAUCACCUUGUGGGACUGGAUCACAACGAAAUCAAGGAGUACAUAAAGAUCCGACUAAAGGCUGGGGAUUCGGGUGUAGACGAGGUGGAUAAGCACCAAGCCGAGCUCGAUGCCAUUAAGGAGGCGAAGCGGAAUCUCAAGAACAACCCCUAUGCUGAAUCGCCCAUACCACCUGCCAUUGCGUAUGGAAAAAUAGUCCCCGAGAACCAUCAACAUGGUAGCCGGCCUGAAUCUAAGCGUAGACGGACCGGUAGUGCUACAGUGCCUCCAGUUGUGCCGUCGCAAACAAGCUCACCGGCGCUACGGUCCGAUGGGCAGUUACCGCCACCUUCUUCGGUCCUUGCCAUCUCUAGCGCACAAGCUGAUGCCGAGCGCAAGUCUCCAGUUCAGCCGGCACUCCGAUCCCAGACUCCGUUACAGCCUCAGCCGCACCUCCAACCAUCACAAUCCCCAACACCAGCCCAACCUCCUGUUUCUGGCCCAACCCCACCGCAGCAGCAGUCGCAUGGUUUGCCACACCAAAUUUUACAACACCCGCAGCAGUCCUUCUCGGCCCAGCAGACCGCUGCGCCACCCCCAGCGGCGCCAGUACCAAGUCGUCUCGACGACACACAAUACGUGGGAAACCUUCCUGGUCAACGUCCUACAAGGAUCCUUGUGGGUUGUUGGUCUCGCAGUAGUGCCAAAAAGGACCAGGACAAGCACGCCGUGUACGGAAUUCUCGGAGCAAAUGACAUGUUUCGUGUCAAGUUGGUCCGUGAAACCAUGGACGGUCGGUUUGUAGAUGGCAAUUUUCCCACUGGUGCUGGCGCGCUAUGGAUUGGAUACGAAGAGGUGAACUUUCUUCCCCACAUUCGCGAUCUGAACAGAAGUGAAAUGAAGGAGUAUGUGCGUGUCCGGCAAUACCAGAUUGAUAGUGGUGAGUCUGAGGAGGAGCGUGUUGCGAAUGAAACAAAAGCAGUCUACGAAGCUCAGCGACGGGCGGCUCUAAACCCUAAGGCUUCAGCAGGGCCUCCCGUCCAUGCGGGUCGACACAGUCUGAACGCAUUCUCUGAAGAUUCUCAUAUCAAGCAAGACACGAACGCACAGGACCCAAGAGAUCAUCGUCGCGGCAUAUUACAAGACAUCAGAGGUCGUCCAGUAUCGGAGGCCGAUUACCGUCAAACCGGCCGUGCAGCAAGCAUUGAUCCUCUUGAACGCACGAACAGUCUUGCCCGGCGGGAGGUUCAUAAGCUGGAAGCUGCCCAGUUGCGGCAAGAUCGUGUUCUCAGUCAACGCGGUUUGUCGAGUGCCCCGAUCCACACACCUCCGCCUGCCAUAGUGCCGUCCGACAAUCGUGCCAUGUUGCAGGAAAAUAUGGUUCGUCUGAACGGGGUAUGGAAAAACCAAGAAACCGCUAGGCAUCAUGGUCAACAGCAACAGGCCCAGCAGCAGGCCCAGCAGCAACAGGCACAGCAGCAACAGCAGGCCCAGGCUCAGGCCCAGGCCCAAGCACAGGCACAGGCUCAUGCACAGGCUCAAGCACAGGCUCAAGCACAAAUGAUGCAAAUGACACCCCAACAACCACCACAGCUGCCAUCACAGCCAAUGGCGCCCACCCCGAAUAUGGAAGAGGUCAGGGUUCUUGGAAAUGUGACUUACAGUCGGAAACAGACUGGACCGUUUGCAGGCAAGCUUGUCAGCCGCGGAGAAAUCAUCACCAUCGAUGGCGAAGACUACGUGGAAUACCGAGUUCUUACGAAGCCUACAUUCUUCUAG